AGUAGCCACCGGAGUUUCCAAGUAAAUAUUAUUGGACUCUGACAGAUAUCAUCCACAAUUUUCUCCGUUUUUUCCUAUCCAAUUUAUUGUAUUGUUUUGAUUGGAUCUGUCUGUUGUUAGUGGACAUAUAUAUCUGAGCAACAGGUUAAAACUGUGAUCACACAUAAGUAGAACAAUUAGCAACAUAAAAUUAGCCCAACUAAGCAGAAUUUUACCAUCCAUGGAUCUCCAAGCAAAGCCACAGCUUCCUAUCAUCGAUUUCACUGAGGCUAAUCUUCGGCCUGGCUCCGGUUCUUGGCUCUUGACAAGCAAUGAAGUCCGACAUGCACUGGAAGAGUACGGUUGUUUUGUAGCUGUUUAUGAUAAGAUAAAUAUGCAGAUGAGCAAUGAUGUUUUUCGCGCAUCAAAAGAAUUGUUUGAGCUCCCGUUGGAAACAAAGGUCAAGAAUGUUUCGGAUAACAUCUACUACGGGUAUCUUAAGCUGCCAGUGAUUCCUCUUUACGAAAGCUUGGGGAUAAGAAAUGCAACAACUUGUGAUGGAAUUCGGAGUUUUGGCAAUACCAUGUUCCCUUCUGGGAACGAAAAAUUCUGUAAAACCAUGCACUCGCAUGCAAAUCAGCUAGCAGAGCUAGAACAAAUGGUGGCCCGGAUGGUUUUCAAGAGUUAUGGUGUGGAGAAACACUACGAGUCCCAUGUUAACUCAAUGGAUUAUCUUCUACGAGUUAUGAAAUAUAGGCUACCACAGAAGGAGGAGAGUAAUGUUGGUGCUCAUGUACAUACAGAUAAGAGCUUCAUAACAAUACUUCAUGAGAAUCAAGUUGGUGGGCUGGAAAUUAAAACCAAGGCUAAUGAAUGGAUUGCAAUGAGAAUUCCACCAUUUUGUUACUUAGUCAUGGCUGGCGACGCUUUGCUGGCAUGGAGCAAUGGCAAAAUACACUCUGCAUUUCAUCAAGUGAUCAUCAAAGGAGAAAAGCAGAGAUUUUCGGUGGGGCUAUUUUCUUUCGUGAAUGGGAUAAUAGAGGCACCAGAGGAACUCGUGGACAAAGAACACCCUCGACAGUACAAGCCAUUUCAUCAUUACGAUUUAAUGGAUUUUUAUGCCAACGAUGAAGACAAUAAAACAGAGUGUACCAUGCAGGCUUUUCGUCUGUGAAUUCACUCUUUAAAUUUGUAGCACAACUAAUGUUUUUGUAUGAUUUUUAUUUUAUAUUUUACUAUGUGAUCAGCACUGUAUGUUCAUAAUUCACCAAAACUUUAUACAAACUAGGCAAACAUCAAAGCUAAUGGUCAAUCGAUCAGCUAUGUAAUUACGCUAUAGAAGAAUAAAUAAUAUUUAAACCA
Messenger RNA from Daucus carota subsp. sativus, 1341 nucleotides. Its product is annotated as probable 2-oxoglutarate-dependent dioxygenase AOP1. Gene Ontology annotation, molecular function: 2-oxoglutarate-dependent dioxygenase activity. The record is from RefSeq and is a predicted model, not a curated record. Lineage: Eukaryota; Viridiplantae; Streptophyta; Magnoliopsida; Apiales; Apiaceae. Bases 221 to 1153 code for a protein of 310 amino acids. The transcript is spliced from 3 exons.